Messenger RNA from Suillus clintonianus, 564 nucleotides. RefSeq lists its product as uncharacterized. The record is from RefSeq and is a predicted model, not a curated record. NCBI's taxonomy places the organism in Eukaryota, Fungi, Basidiomycota, Agaricomycetes, Boletales, Suillaceae. Bases 1 to 564 code for a protein of 187 amino acids. The transcript is spliced from 2 exons.
AUGGCUGAUAUGUCGGAUGAUGGCAGAUCUGUUGCUGACACGAUCGACAAUCUUAGCGGAUCUGAGGAAAUCUCCUCAGACGAGUUGAACCCAAUCGCCAGAGAGAAUGCGUUGAGGGCUGAACGUAAUCGCAGGCGUGCUGAGAGACGUACUGAUGCCGCAGACUUAGUGGCCGUAUCUGACGACGAGCCAUUAAUGAUUGAGGUGCCCUCUCGAUCUACUUCUUCCACCCCUUCUCCCCCAGAAACACCGUCUUCUGUUGAUCCAUCCCCAUCUUUGGCCACGCACCCUGCCUUGCAAAACAUUGAUAUCAUAUGCAUAAUUUGCUCAUAUGUACACGAUGGAUCGCUUCCUGCCCUUGCAUCCACAUGCCGUAUCUUUGAGCGUCCAGCGCUUGAUGUCCUUUGGAGGAAUCUCGAGUCCGUGGAGCCUCUUAUCAAAUGUCUACCAAGUGACCUGUUUGGUAUCGAGCAAGGACAUAUGGUAUUGCUGAAACCUCUCGACGCCAAAAUGUGGGGUAUUCUUUGCAAAUACACAUCCCGCGUGCAUUCCAUCGCACAAUAA